AUGAGUAGUAGCAUUAAACAAUUUACAUUCCAAAUUGCAUUAACAGAAGCAAAACCAUUACCCCCUUCUUCCACCAUUCUUCAAAUAACUAACAAUGACAAUAAUGUUAUUAGACAAGAGAAGCAAUCAACUGUUAGUAACACUACAACAAUCACCAUUACUAACAAUAACAAUAACAUUAAUAACAUUAAUAAUGAUAGCAUUAAUAACAGCAACGACAACACAAUUCCUCCUAUAAUCAAACUCCCUAAUACCACUAUUAUACCCAAUAAUAACAAUAAUAAAGAUGCUUCUUUACCAACAUCACCUUCAUCAUCUAUCACCGCUACUAUUGCCAAUAACAUUGCCACCGUCAAUAACAAUAACAGUAAUGCAUCAACUUCUGAUUUAAUGCCAAUACUUUUGCAAGCGGCUGCUCAUGUUACAGUACGUGAUAAACGUCAAGAACGUAUGGUGAAAAAUCGUGCGGCUGCUUAUGAGUCAAGGAAAAGGAAAAGAGAAGAGGCAGAACGAUUGAUGGCAGAUAAUAUUGAAAUGAAAUCAAAGAUUUGUAAUUUGGAACAUAGAAUUAAUGAAUUGUUGAAGGAAAACGAAUUUAUUAAACAAUUACUUUAUGAUAAGGAAAAAAUUAUACAAGACUUAAAUAAUUCAAAUUAA
Molecule: messenger RNA, 657 nt
Organism: Entrophospora sp. SA101
Lineage: Eukaryota; Fungi; Glomeromycota; Glomeromycetes; Entrophosporales; Entrophosporaceae
Source: the annotation of a GenBank genome assembly